AUGGCUCUGGCUUUUAUGGCUGCCUUGGUGUUUGCCUGUUUAUGGUCAUCUGUCUCACCAGAUGCUCAAGGGGAUGCGCUGUAUGCAUUGAGGAGUUCGUUACAUGCAUCUCCUGAACAGCUAAGUGAUUGGAACCAGUUUCAAGUCGAUCCUUGUACUUGGUCUCAAGUACAUUGUGAUGACAACAUACAUGUUUCUUCUGUAACUUUGUCUUACAUGAACUUCUCCUCCGGAACCUUGUCUUCAGGAAUAGGAAUCUUGAAAUCUCUCAAGACUCUUACAUUGAAAGGAAAUGGAAUUACCGGUGGGAUACCAGAAUCGAUUGGAAAUCUGUCGAGCUUGACAAGCUUGGACUUGGAGGAUAAUCAGCUAACUGGUCAGAUACCAUCCACGCUCGGUAAUCUAAAGAAUCUCCAGUACUUAACCCUGACUAGGAAUAACCUCAAUGGGACUGUUCCUGAUUCACUCACAAGCCUUCCAAAACUGGUUAACAUUUUGUUGGACUCAAAUCAUCUCAGCGGUGAGAUUCCUCACCGCUUAUUCAAAAUCUCAAAAUACAACUUCACAGCAAACAACUUGACUUGUGAUGGCAUCUACCCUCAACCUUGCGUAUCUGUGUCCAAUUUUUCAGAUGAUUCAAGCAAUUCGAAAACCGGAAUCAUAGCUGGAGUUGUCUCCGGGAUCACAGUGAUUCUCCUUGGAUUCUUCUUCUUCUUCUUUUACUUCUGCAAGGAUAAGCAUAAAGGAUAUAAACGUGAAGAAUUUGUAGAUGUCGCAGGUGAAGUGGACAGAACGAUUGCGUUUGGACAGUUGAGAAGAUUCUCAUGGAGAGAGCUUCAGUUAGCUACAGAUGAGUUCAGCGAGAAGAACGUUCUUGGACAAGGAGGCUUUGGCAAAGUCUACAAAGGAUUGCUUUUGGAUGGCACUAAAGUCGCUGUGAAACGAUUGACUGAUUCCCAACGUCCUGGAGGAGACGAAGCUUUCCAGAGAGAAGUCGAGAUGAUAAGUGUCGCUGUUCAUCGGAAUCUUCUCCGUCUCAUCGGCUUCUGCACUACGCAAACAGAACGUCUUUUGGUUUAUCCUUUCAUGCAGAAUCUAAGCGUUGCAUAUCGCUUAAGAGAGAUUAAACGUGGGGAUCAGAUUCUGGAUUGGUUUAGGAGGAAACAGAUUGCGUUAGGAGCAGCAAGAGGACUUGAGUAUCUUCAUGAACAUUGCAACCCUAAGAUCAUACAUAGAGAUGUGAAGGCUGCAAAUGUGUUGCUAGAUGAAGACUUUGAAGCAGUGGUUGGUGAUUUUGGUUUAGCUAAGUUGGUAGAUGUUAAAAGAAUCAAUGUGACCACUCAGGUUAGAGGAACAAUGGGCCACAUUGCACCUGAGUGUAUCUCCACAGGGAAAUCGUCAGAGAAAACCGACGUUUUCGGGUAUGGAAUCAUGCUUCUUGAGCUUGUAACCGGACAAAGAGCCAUUGAUUUCUCUCGGUUAGAGGAAGAAGAUGAUGUCUUGUUGCUAGACCAUGUGAAGAAAUUGGAAAGAGAGAAGAGGUUAGGAGACAUUGUGGAUAAGAAGCUUGGUGAGGAUUAUGUGAAGGAAGAAGUUGAGAUGAUGAUACGAGUAGCCUUGUUGUGCACGCAAGGAGAUCCUGAAGAACGACCAGCGAUGUCGGAUGUUGUGAGGAUGCUUGACGGAGAAGGGCUUGCAGAGAGAUGGGAAGAAUGGCAGAAUCUUGAAGUCACGAGACAAGAUGAGUUUCAGAGGUUGCAGAGGAGAUUUGAUUGGGGUGAAGACUCGAUUAACAAUCAAGAUGCCAUUGAAUUAUCCGGUGGAAGAUAG
This is a messenger RNA of Microthlaspi erraticum, 1830 nucleotides long. The record is from the annotation of a GenBank genome assembly. NCBI's taxonomy places the organism in Eukaryota, Viridiplantae, Streptophyta, Magnoliopsida, Brassicales, Brassicaceae.